AUGCCACAUACAGCAAAAGGCAACUCAUCGCCGACGUCCUCGACGACCGAUGAGACCGUGACCCCGCCAAACAGCCCCCCGCUGCCGCCGUCGUACCAAGAUGUCAUAACCUCUCCCGCCACAGCGGCCGCGGGCAGUCCCUCCGUUGCAACGGCCAAGUCUGCGAGGCCCGGGACCGGCCGCCCUUCCCUGGCGCGCACCCAGCCCGACACCCUCCGCUGCUCGACCUGCUCCUGCGACGUCGCCUUCUCCUCCCAGAUCGUGAGCAAGGGCUUCACGGGCCGCUACGGCCGCGCCUACCUCGUCGCGCCGACCCCUCCCCCCUCCGCGCCCGUAUCAGGCGGCGCCCCUCCCGCCUCCAAGAUCGGCAACAACGGCCCCGCCGGCCCCGGCACCCUCGCCAACGUUCGCAUCGGCAAGUGCGAGAACCGCCAGCUCGUCACGGGCUGGCACGUCGUUGCCGACAUCACCUGCGUCCUCUGCAACGCCAAGCUGGGCUGGAAGUACGUCGACGCCAAGGAGCUCAGCCAGAGGUACAAGGUCGGCAAGUUCAUACUCGAGGUCGAGCGCGUCGUGCCCUUCCGCAGCUGGGAGGACGCCCCGGCCGACGGCCACGGCAUCUCGGAGGACGGCGGGGAGGAGGGGGAGGAGCAGGAGCAGGAGUCUGAAGGGGAAGGCGACAAGGUGAGAGAUGGCGGCAGGCGCCGGAGCGACGAUGCCGAGUCCGCGGAAGCCGCUGGCAAGGGGGGUGAGUCGGACGGCGGCGAGGAGGUCGACAUCGUGUUCGAUUCCGAGGACGAGGACGACCUCGAGGACCUGUUCUCCGGGAACUGGGACCCGGAGGUCGUGGCCAAGAGGCGGAGCCGCCGCGUGACGACGGCGCGGAAGAAGUAG
This is a messenger RNA of Colletotrichum navitas, 894 nucleotides long. Its product is annotated as yippee zinc-binding/DNA-binding /Mis18, centromere assembly-domain-containing protein. The record is from RefSeq and is a predicted model, not a curated record. Bases 1 to 894 code for a protein of 297 amino acids. Lineage: Eukaryota; Fungi; Ascomycota; Sordariomycetes; Glomerellales; Glomerellaceae. The transcript has 2 exons.